Molecule: messenger RNA, 1216 nt
Organism: Coregonus sp. 'balchen'
Lineage: Eukaryota; Metazoa; Chordata; Actinopteri; Salmoniformes; Salmonidae
Source: the annotation of a GenBank genome assembly
ACCGCCUCUUAUUUAUGUGUACUUGCCACGGGGGCCUGGCACCCAAAGGGCCCUGAUCUCAGCAACUGCACUUCCCACUGGGUCAACCAAGUAGCCCAGAAGGUAUGUAUGAGCUGUACUGCCUCAGUGUUUUGAGCUACAGUAUAAGUAAAUGUACUAAUUCCCUUAAAAUACUAUAGGUACUGCAGUGCUUGAAGUGGAAUGAAAAAGGUGCCUGUAAUCAUUUUAAUCUUACAGUAGUGGUGCUCAUAUUUUAUAUUCGAUAAGAGGUACCGGUAAUCUGUACCGGUGUGAACUGGCUCAAUUCAAGCCCUGUAAUAAUUGUAUAUUCCUCUAUCCCUUAUAUGGCACCUCUUUCCUUUCAUCUUCCACCAUUUAUGAUGAUAAAAGAGUCAAAAUAGCCGCGGGCCAUCCACUAGGGUGCUCUGUCUGCUGUUUGUUCUGAUAAGUGACUCAGACAUGGAAUGUGUAGUAAUUUAAGCACGACGGACAACCCUUCAUCAUUUUGUAUCCUUGUGUUCACUUCCAUCAAAUGAGAAAUACAGCACCCCAAGGAGUGUUAUUAAGUGUAAUUAGUCACCCAUCUCUUAUAUGGGGCAGCUCAUCCUAGAAUGACCUCACGUCAGAACGGGAGGGAGAGAGCCUCAUAGUCUGGUCCCAGAUCUGUAUGUGAUUAAGCCAAUAGCAUAAUAACCAUAGUCAGAGGACGACAAACAGAUCUGGGUACAGUACUUAGCCAAGUUGAUACUACCAGCCAUUUCAGUUACUCAUUUUAAAACAUAGAAAGCCAUAACAAAUGCCUUUAGUAUAAAGGUUAAUUCAUGCUUAUAACAAGUCUUAAGCCUAUAACAUGGCUGUAAGAAUAUCAAAUUCAAUAAAAUUCCUAAAACCCCAAAUAGCUAGCAUUGCAGAGGCAAAAGCACAGUGGCCAGGAAAAACUCCCUAGAAGGCAGUAGCCUACGAAAAAACCUAGAGAGGAACCAGGUUCAGUGUUACCAAUAAAGUGUUACAAAUAUAUUUUUUAUUGCUCCAGAUCCGUAGUGGCGAGAACGCAGCUAACCUGGCCAACGAGCUGGCCAAGCACACCAAAGGGCCCAUCUUUGCCGGCGACGUGAGUUCGUCAGUCCGACUGAUGGAACAGCUGGUCGACAUCCUGGAUGCUCAGCUUCAGGAGCUGAGACCCAGCGAGAAAGACUCUGCGGGCCGCAGUUUUAAC